Molecule: messenger RNA, 2549 nt
Organism: Drosophila melanogaster (fruit fly)
Lineage: Eukaryota; Metazoa; Arthropoda; Insecta; Diptera; Drosophilidae
Gene: krimp
Product: krimper
Exons: 2
Coding region: 78-2318 (746 amino acids)
Cellular component (GO): perinuclear region of cytoplasm; cytoplasm; cytoplasmic ribonucleoprotein granule
Molecular function (GO): metal ion binding
Source: RefSeq, marked reviewed
GCCUUGCCUUCUCUUCCUCUUGCUUUUGCGCCGAAUAUUUUCUUUAAACUGUUUUCGUAUUAAAUUGUUUGUUUAAAAUGAAUCUGGAGGACAUUUCGAUGAUUAUGAAGCUGUUCGAUAGCAACAUGCACAAGCUACAGGGGAAUCUACGUUCCUAUCAAACCGAAAUGCAUCAAAUUCACAAGGAGCUCACAGAAAAAUUGUCGCAUGCAGAUCUGCUGUACAGGAGUCUCAUUCCGCUGCACGAUCACUUGGUGGCCAGUCUGAGCGAAGUUAAUGCACACGUAAUGAAACUGAAUGUGCAACUACACAUCAACCGCCAGUCUGUCAGAUUGGGAGACUACGAAUAUUACGAGAAAUCCAUCGACAAUCCAUAUUCGUCGAUUCGCUCAGGUUUACAAGCGAUCGAAAAACCGGGUUGUGCUGAAGCUAUAUGUCAGUCCUCGAAGCCGGCCUUCGUGGAAUGUCUGCCCUCCUCCACUUCGGAGGAAGUGCCCGUCGUGGCUGUGCAGGAAGCCUCUUCGACAAACCAGCUCGACGCAAUAUCAGUGGUCAAUGAAAACCUCUCAGAAGAGAGAGACGCUACUCCGCAGCCUUUAGCAGUUUCCAAGAACAUGGAGGAGACUAUGCCCUCGAAUCCUUUCCACGAACAGCUUGAGGGAUCUCUAGAAGAGAUCCCAGUGGGCUCCAAGAUUGUCGUGGAAACUGAAAAGGCCAACAAUCCAGUACGUUCCGAAGCUUCCGCUCCAGCAACUUCUGACAAUCAGUCCCUUCUGGCUGCAAAACAGGGAACUCAAACAAUUGGCACAGGUAUCUGCAACAAGAUCUCCAAGAGCACCAUCAACAUGCCCAACAACUGGCAGCUUGAGAAUCCUACUGAGGUAACUGCUGCAUCGAUCGAAAAGGUUAACAAGCUCCCAAAAAGUCCCAGAAACCGAUUCCUAUUGCCUCCCAAGGGAGGCACUGAGACGACCAGACGUGAUAUCUACAAUCAAAUCUUAAAGGACAUGGCUGCAUUUCCAGAGAAUACUAUAGUUACUGCCGUUUUAGCGAGCGUGGACGUAACGGAUAAUUGCGCCUAUGUGGCUAAAUGGGAUGAAAGUUCUGAUAGGAUUAAGAAGGUGCUCCAGCGACAACUGCCAUUGCAGGAGUUGGACCAGUUGCCCGACUACGGCGACAUUUUUGCAGUUCUCGACAGUAUUAACAACAUCAUUACUCGGAUCACCAUCAACUCAAGUUCUGCGGGCGGAGGAUAUGAUGCGUAUCUUAUCGACUUUGGCGAGCAUAUUCAUUUUGACGGCAACGAAACAAUAUUUAAACUACCGGACGACAUCAAACGGUUGCCGGCACAGGCCAUUAGAUGCGAUUUAAUCAACUGUGAUAUCGCCAAUAUGCAUUGCUUUGUUAAUACGUAUAUUAAGAUUCGAGUGCACGAAAACAAUAAUUCUACACUAGUGGCCGAACCGGUCAUUGAUAGGUUAAGCAGACCUACAAAAACGAACACCACUAAAUAUCCAGCUGGAAUAACCGAGGAUGACAUGGCCAUGCUGAAUGAAAUCGAUGAGAGCACCAGUGAUCCUCUGAAAGCAGUUCUUGGCUUUCGUCCCAAGGACGAGCAACGCAUUUGCCGGCACUACGAUCCCAAGCUGAAUGGCUGUUUUAAGGGUAACAAUUGUCGUUUUGCUCAUGAGCCCUUUGCUCCGAAUGGCGCCACCAAAGAUGUGGAGCUAGCUAGAGCUCUUCCUGAGACAAUCUUUGAUACAACAGUGCAUUUUGAAAUCGGCAGCAUUGUCGGCAUCCUGAUCACCUUUAUUAAUGGCCCCACCGAGGUUUAUGGCCAGUUUUUGGACGGAUCUCCGCCGUUGGUGUGGGACAAAAAGGAUGUGCCAGAGAACAAACGGACCUUCAAGUCGAAACCGCGUCUUCUUGACAUUGUACUUGCUCUCUACAGUGAUGGUUGCUUCUAUCGCGCCCAGAUAAUCGAUGAAUUCCCCAGUGAGUACAUGAUCUUCUAUGUGGAUUACGGCAACACGGAGUUCGUGCCCCUAAGCUGCUUGGCUCCAUGUGAAAACGUGGACAGCUUUAAGCCCCACCGCGUCUUUAGUUUUCACAUUGAGGGAAUUGUAAGGUCAAAAAAUCUGACACACCAAAAGACAAUCGAAUGCAUCGAGUAUCUCAAGAGUAAGCUGCUAAACACGGAGAUGAAUGUACAUCUGGUACAGCGCCUACCGGAUGGCUUCCUAAUUCGCUUCCUGGACGAUUGGAAAUAUAUACCUGAACAGCUAUUGCAACGCAACUACGCUCAGGUUAGCCAAUAAGUCGGGAUAAGUCGUCGGAAUAAUGUUAAUCAAAUUUAAAGUAGACAUAGUUUACAUAACAAUAGUUCCUAAGCUAUUUGUAAGCUUUUCAUUUCUGACCAUGUUACAAUUUAACCACUUACAUUAUCAUGACAAUGCUUACAUUUCUUUCGAAGGACUCUUUUUGUUUUUGAAUUAUCACUACUUCGGAGCGAUCCCAAUAAACUGACUAUGUUCGAACAUGUUAUCCAG